ACAACACCAGAGAGAUUCAUAUGAGUUCUUUGCAGAGAUAAACGAUGACAACAACUUUAAAACAGGCUUUAAAAACCCACUUUGGGUUUGACAACUUUCGGUCCAAACUACAGGAAGAUGUUGUCAAAGCAGUCCUCAAAGGCGACAGGGAUGUGUUUGUGUGCAUGCCCACUGGAGCAGGAAAGUCCCUCUGUUACCAGCUGCCUGCAGUCCUGGCUGAGGGCAUCACUCUGGUUAUAUCCCCGCUAAUCGCUCUCAUUCAGGACCAAGUCGACCGCCUGCAGAGUCUGAACAUCCCUGCCUGCUCCAUCAACUCCAAGCUCCCAGCAGGCGAGCGCAGCCUGAUCCUGGCUGACUUAAGGAGCAGCAGUCCCAAGCUAAAAAUGCUCUACAUCACUCCGGAGAUGGUGGCCUCUCCUUCGUUCCAGCCCUGCCUGACGGACUUGUGCUCCCGCGGCCUGCUGUCUUACCUGGCUGUGGACGAGGCUCACUGCGUCUCCCAGUGGGGACACGAUUUCAGGCCAGACUACCUCAAACUGGGAAAGCUGCGUGGUCGCUUCCCGGGGGUUCCCUGUUUGGCUCUGACGGCGACCGCGCCAAAGAAUGUAAAAGAGGACAUUAUUCAGUCCCUGACGCUACGCUCGCCGUUGUCUUUUGUGACACCUGUCUUCCGCAGUAACUUACACUACGAUGUGAUCUUCAGGGAGCUGCUGCCAAACCCCUACGCCCACCUCUACGCUUUCAUUCAGAAGGCACUGGCACUGGACAGCAGCUCUGACAGACAGGGUUGUGGGAUUGUGUACUGUCGGACCAGGGACGGCUGUGAAACAGUGGCUCACCAGCUGACCAAGCAUGGAGUCUUGUCCAAACCUUAUCAUGCAGGCCUGAGGACAGGAGAUCGCACAGAGACCCAGAAUGAGUGGAUGCAGGGGAAGGUGCUGGUUAUUGUAGCCACCAUCAGCUUUGGUAUGGGCGUAGACAAGGCCAAUGUCAGGUUUGUAGCUCACUGGAACUUUGCUAAGUCCCUCGCCAGUUACUACCAAGAGUCUGGGCGAGCCGGGAGAGACGGGCUGCCUUCCUCCUGUCGUACAUACUACUCCCCGAGAGAUAAGGAGCAACUUAACUUCCUCAUCCGCAAGGAGGUUGCCCGCAAACAGAAAAAACGUGGCUCUGCAAAGGACGUGGACAAAUCCGCCAUUACAGACUUCGAUGCCAUGGUGUCGUACUGUGUUCAAGAAGCUUGUCGCCAUGAAACCAUCUCCAAGUUCUUCGGGGACAAGACGCCAAACUGUGUGGGCGCCUGCGACUACUGUCGUGACCCCAAAGCCGUGCGCGCCCAGCUGGAGAAGGCGAGUGCCCUCAGCACCAAGACCGAAGCUCAGAGCAAUGCGCCCUCGGGACCGUUCGGUUUCCUGCCGGGCUUUUAUGAAGGAGGAAAGAAGGGCUACGGCUUUGAAAGGUUUGAUGAAGGGGACACCAGUAGUGGUGAAGACGAUGGCUCAACGAGGAAAAAGGAAUUUUCCAACCUCUUCAAGAAGCAGAUGAACAUGCGGAAGAGUCAGAAGGAAGGCUUUGUUGCCCCAGAUGCUGACUGCCAACUCAGAGAGGCCAGCAGUCAGAGGAUCCCUAAACUCACUGUUAAGGCCAGAGAGCACUGCUUGUGCCUCUUGCAGGAAGCAUUAUACAGCCACCAGAGGGCAGAAGACGCAUUCAAUGACACCCAGUCUUUAGCGGUGGAUAUCGAACACGGGGUCUUCAAGAGCAGCAAGUCUUCCAACUUGUACAAAGGUGCUCUCCUAAAGAAGGUCUCGGAGCUGAAGAGGACAGCACCUGGAGAAAAAGGAGACGCUGUGAAGACUGCCGGCAGCAGUGAACCCAGAGAAAAUGAGUCAAAAGUCAAAGAGGAAGCACCCUCCUCCUCUUCUUCCUCCUUUUCUGAGGAGCUGCAGGGGUUCACAUCUGCAUCUGAAAUCUACUCGAUGAAGCGUAAGAGAGUCGGAGCAGGCCUGAGGGGAUCCUCCAACCCCUUCAUGACUGCUAAGGAUCUGCUAAAGCCCUCCAUGUUGGAGUCUGUGUCUAACAAAGGGACAGAGAGCGGCGGGUUUCACAACGACAGCUCAGGAAGCUCUGGAGAGACAAACGAAGAUGCAUCUGUGGCUUUAACAUCGUCCAUCAGAGCCGUCGCCGCCUCCCUGAGUAGCCCGACGAAGGCGGGCAGGGCCGUGAGCAAGAAGCAGCAGAAGCUAGCUGAAGCGGCAAAGAGCUCUCGCAACAUUUUGCAAUACUUUGCGAAGAAAGAAACGCCGGAGGAAAGCCAAGAGGAGGCGGAGAUGCUGCCGGGACUCGAUGAUAUGUUUUCUCAUACCACCAUGGUGGUCGCUGAAGAAAUCCAACACUCACCUAUCACUGUGGAAGACGUAGGAAUGAGUCCUGUGGAGACUCAGGACGUGAUGCAAGAAGAAAGUAAUAACGAACUAAUAGUUAUACCUGAUGAUGACGAUGAAGAUGAAGAUGAAGAGGAGGAAACACAUAAAACAGAGACGUUGGCGCUGAAGUGGCUUCAAGACGCCUCUAAAGAGUAUAUGAAGUCCACUGCAGAACAAAACAAACCAGAGGAAGCAGCUGAACCACCUCCGACACAAGAAUUGACAGAUGAUAUAAAAGCAAACGGAGAGUCGUCUCCUCCAGUGAAGCGCAGCCGCCCCGUAGAAAGAAGAGUAACCUUCAACCCCAAUGUGCAGGAGCGGGCCCUGCUCUCCGCCAACGAGCCCCCCACGCCCGUGACGCUGAAGGAAGCGGCUGAUAUCGUGGUCCGCUACCUGGACCCCUUUUACACGCAGGGAAAGUUUGCCACAAAGGAGCUGUUUAAGUCCUUUGCUCGCUAUUUAUCUCACCUUCUCGCAGAGGGGAGGAGUCGGGGGAAAGGCCAAGUUAAAGCAGAAGCCAAAGUCAUCAUCAAGAAGUUCUUCAACAAAGUCGGACGCUGUGAGAGCGAAGCAGACUGGAAGCACCUUAAAAGACCGCAGAGCUGUAAAACCACAGAGAACCAGGAAUGAUGGGAAGUGGAAAUGUAGCCAUUUUUAAGGGUCAAGCCCUUCUUCUUUUGUCAGUGCCUACGCUUCUCUCCUCCCAGUGAACUCACGCUUCACCACAGACGCCUGCUGACGAGGUUUAUGGUUGAUGUUCUGCUUUUUUCCCGGUUUAUGUCAAUAAUUAAGCUAUAAUAUGUGAUACUGUUACCGCCUGAGAGAGCAGAGAUAAAACUGUGUGCAUACGGAUAUGACUGGUGUUGUUCAUGUUUCAGCCCUUUAACAGAAAUGUGUGUACACUUUACUUAUUACAUGCUUUGUUCAUCAAAUACGUAGUCUUCUACAGGCAGCGAUUGGUCUUCGUUUAUUUCACUACAGAAUGGCUCUUCUGUAGUACUGCACUCUUCUUUUCUUUAGGUUAAUAAUAUCACACUUAAAUCUUCAGUAAAACAUGUAACAUGCAAGUUGAUUUGCAUAAUGAGCUGAAAAUAUGAAAACCAGAGGCGGGUUGGAAUAAACAAGACUAUAAGUGUCUAGAGCCACGCUAGGUUUUUCAGUCUGGACUAAUGUGGCGGACGGAGCGACAGACUGCUAGCAUGGCAUUGUGGAAAUGUUUGACAGUAAUGUGAAGAACUUUGGGAUAAAACAUACGAGAAACUGGAUCGAUGUUUAAAUAUUUGACAUAAAGCAGACGGUUCUGUGUUGAAAGGUAUUUUUCUUGCUGCUACAUAUUUUGUCUUUGACUGCAGAACAAAGAACAUUGUGACUGGACAUCAGUGGUAUAUACGGUAUGAUAUGAAACUGUCCUGUUGUGUGUGUGUGUGUUCUUGAUUUAAAGAUGGACCACAUUUCUAAUCUUUGGUUAUGUCUCUUGGUUAAGGGAGAUUAUUUUGCAAAAUGUUUUUAUUUUCUUUCUUUUAUUAGCAAUGUGGUUUCCAAUGAGGGAAAGGUUCCUUAGUUAUAAUGCCUGUCUGUCUGUCAGGGCUGUGAGAGGCCACCGUCUCUGUCUCCACAGUCAGGAGGCAACCCAAAGAGUACUGGAAGCACUGAUGGACACAGAGGCCUGGCUGUGCAGUCUGAACAGCCACAGUCUGUGUACUCUUUGCUCCUAAAUGUUUACAAUAAAGUCUAUGCUGAAUAGGACAAA
Cottoperca gobio is the source of this 4176-nucleotide messenger RNA. It is a transcript of the gene recql5, whose product is annotated as RecQ helicase-like 5. Gene Ontology annotation, cellular component: nucleus; chromosome; cytoplasm. The coding region runs from base 45 to 3056 and encodes 1003 amino acids. Gene Ontology annotation, molecular function: ATP binding; 3'-5' DNA helicase activity; four-way junction helicase activity. Gene Ontology annotation, biological process: double-strand break repair via homologous recombination; regulation of DNA-templated transcription. Lineage: Eukaryota; Metazoa; Chordata; Actinopteri; Perciformes; Bovichtidae. The transcript is spliced from 19 exons. The record is from RefSeq and is a predicted model, not a curated record.